Messenger RNA from Camellia sinensis, 1343 nucleotides. Its product is annotated as 1-aminocyclopropane-1-carboxylate oxidase homolog 1. Lineage: Eukaryota; Viridiplantae; Streptophyta; Magnoliopsida; Ericales; Theaceae. The record is from RefSeq and is a predicted model, not a curated record.
UAUAAUACAACUUUAUACCAAGAGAGAGAGAGAGAGAAGCUUCAUUUCUCCAACUUCCCCAUAGACUAAAAACUCAAACAAAAAAGAAGAUGAUGGCGAACUCAACAAGCACAGGCAAAACCCAUGCCGGUUCCGACCUCAACUACGAUCGGAAAACCGAGCUGAAAGCUUUCGACGACACAAAAGCCGGUGUGAAGGGGCUAGCAGACUCCGGUCUAUCCAAAGUCCCUCGCAUUUUCAUCAACCAUCAACCCAACAAUCACAACGGUACGGACUCACACAAUAUCGAACUCAAACAUAGCAUUCCAGUCAUAGACCUCGGAGGCAUCCACAACGACACGAGUGGACGAGUCGAGGCGGUGGAGAGAGUGAGAGAGGCUUGUGAGAGGUGGGGUUUCUUUCAAGUUGUGAAUCAUGGGAUUGAGAAGAGUGUGAUGGAGGAGAUGAUUGAAGGGGUGAGGAGGUUUAAUGAGCAAGAGACGGAGGUGAAGAAGAGGUUUUAUACAAGGGAUGUGAUGGGGAAGAAGGUGUUGUUUAAUACUAAUUUUGAUCUGUUUAGUGCUCCGUCGGCCAAUUGGAGGGAUACCCUUGCUUGUAUUAUGGCUCCUCACCCUCCUCACCCUGAAGAAUUGCCUGAGAUUUGUAGAGAUGCAGUGAUAGAAUACUCGAAGGAAGUGAUGAAAUUGGGACACACUUUGUUCGAACUGAUGUCGGAGGCUCUAGGGCUGAACCCAAACUACUUGAAGGACAUGGAUUGUUCAGAUGGGAUCCUACUAAUGGGACAUUACUACCCAGCUUGCCCUGAACCAGACCUAACUUUAGGGGCUAGUAACCAUUCAGACAGUGACUUCCUCACAGUACUCUUACAAGACCAAAUGGGUGGGCUUCAAGUUCUUCAUCAGAAUCAGUGGAUUGAUGUUCCUCCCAUGCCUGGAGCUCUAGUCAUCAACAUUGGAGACCUCAUGCAGCUAAUCACUAAUGACAAGCUCAAAAGUGUGAAUCACAGAGUGCUUGCAAAGCAUGUAGGACCAAGAAUAUCAGUGGCAUGUUUCUUUAGACCCCAACUUCACGCUGAAAAUGCCUUGAAAUCUUAUGGACCCAUCAAGGAGUUGAUCUCAGAUGAAAAUCCCCCACUCUACAGAGAAACCACUGUUAAGGACUUCCUUGCUCACUAUUACUCAAAAGGGCUUGAUGGUGUUCCCUCUUUACUCCAUUUGAAGUUGUGAAGAGCUUAGGCACGAGAUUUUCUAUAUCUAAUUUUUUUUUUUUUUUUUUUUUUAUCUUUUUGUUUUAAUGUAUUAUCAGUCAGAAGAUUAUGGUUUUGUUUGAUACACUUUAUAAGG